This is a messenger RNA of Candida tropicalis MYA-3404, 1272 nucleotides long. RefSeq names its product Taf4p (gene TAF4). Gene Ontology annotation, molecular function: RNA polymerase II general transcription initiation factor activity; DNA binding. The transcript has a single exon. The record is from RefSeq and is a predicted model, not a curated record. Lineage: Eukaryota; Fungi; Ascomycota; Pichiomycetes; Serinales; Debaryomycetaceae. The coding region runs from base 1 to 1272 and encodes 423 amino acids. Gene Ontology annotation, biological process: transcription initiation at RNA polymerase II promoter. Gene Ontology annotation, cellular component: transcription factor TFIID complex.
AUGUCAGCGAGUCCACAAGACCAAUCUAAUCUAAAGAGACAUCUAGAAAAUGAAGUUACUUCACCUAGUAAGAAAAUAAAACUAGAAAACAAUAAUGAUGAUGAUGGCUUCCCAUCUAUAGACUCAGAUUUUGAUAGCUUACCAGUUUCAUUACUACAAAGUGCAAAUGUAGAUUCACCAGCAACUAAUAACAGCAAUGACAAUGACAAUAAAGAUACUGAUAAAAAUGACACUACAACCAAUGAUACAACAAUCACGGCUACAACUCCAGCAUCUACAUCAACUGCCACGAAUAAUAAUAAUAACACUAAUGAUAAAACAACCACUAGCAACAACAACAACAACAACAGCAAUAAUAAUAGCAACAAUAAUAGCAACAACAAUGCAACAACUACAUCCAACACGAAAGAUUAUGACCAAGAUACAUCAAAAUUAAAUGAUGCAAUUGCUGCAGCAGGGGUUGAUAUCCAACAGGAAGAAGAGAUCUUAUUACAACAACAAUUGAAUAGAAAAUCAACAGAUGGUAUGACGUCGAAUUUAAAGAAUGUUAUUAAAUCAAGCAAACCACCCUCUUUUUUAAACAAUUAUCAUUUGGCUGCCUUCAUGGAUAAAGUGGCGAAAGAGAAUGGCAUUCAACAAAAUUUCUUAAUGGAUGGAGAAAUGUUGGAAUUAGUAUCUGCCGCAUGUGAAACAUGGUUAAGCAGACUUGCAACUAAAACCAUGAUGCUAUCCCGUCAUAGAAGAAGAGGUAUUCCUAAAAUUGGUAAACGUUCAGGUAGUAGUUCAGUUCCAAGAUCUGAAAUUUCAAAAGAAUUGAGAAAUUUAGCUAUCAAACAAAAAGAAUUAGAAGAAAAAAGAGUUAGCAAAAGAGUUAUGCUAGGAUUAGAAAAGAGUCCCAAUGAUCCUUCUAAUACUGGUGAAAAUGGAGAUUCUAAGGCGGGAGCCGAAGAAACAUUGCACCGUGCAGCCAAUGCUACUGCCGCAAUGAUGACUAUGAACCUCGGUAAGAAGAAAUAUAGUUGGAUGACAAGUUCAAAUGGUAGUGGAGGAGGCGGAGGUGGAGCAGACCUGGGGAAAUCUGGAAAUGGGGCUUCCAAAGAUGGUAGAAAAGAAAGUCCUAUUAUUUCAAUCCGUGGUGAUAAUGGUCUUAGAUUUCGAGAAAUAAGGUCAGGAAAUUCAGUCGUUAUGAAAGAUUUAUUGGAAGCAAUAGAAGAUGAGAAAAGAGGAACCAGAAACGCCAUUGUUAAAGGAUAUGCAAAAUUGAAGGACUAA